Rotaria sordida is the source of this 1806-nucleotide messenger RNA. The record is from the annotation of a GenBank genome assembly. NCBI's taxonomy places the organism in Eukaryota, Metazoa, Rotifera, Eurotatoria, Philodinida, Philodinidae.
AUGGCUACAACAACUCAAGUAAAACGACCCGCACUUGGUGGUGCAGCUAAAAAACGAUCAACUGGUUCUCGACCUGAAUUAACUGAAGAACAAAAAACAGAAAUUCGCGAAGCAUUUGAUUUAUUUGACGCUGAUGGUUCAGGAACAAUUGAUGUUAAAGAACUUAAAGUUGCAAUGCGUGCAUUAGGUUUUGAACCUAAAAAAGAAGAAAUUAAAAAAAUGAUAUCUGAUAUUCAAAAAGAAAAUGCUGGUACAAUUGAUUUCAAUGAUUUUCUUCAAUUAAUGUCUCAAAAAAUGGCAGAAAAAGAUUCAAAAGAAGAAAUUUUAAAAGCAUUUCGACUUUUUGAUGACGAUAAUACAGGAAAAAUUUCAUUUAAAAAUUUAAAACGUGUUGCAAAAGAAUUAGGUGAAAAUUUAACUGAAGAAGAAUUACAAGAAAUGAUUGACGAAGCCGAUCGUGAUGGUGAUGGUAGCUGUACAGAAUACGAGAUGGGUAGUAUUUUAAGUCGAUUAUCAUCAACACGACCUCAAGAAAAAAAAACUCGAUGGAGAAAAGAAAAAAGAAAAGAUUUACAUGAUAUAAAAACAUCAUAUGAAAGUGAUCAAUAUCUUGUACAAAAUAAAAAUGAACAAAAAAAUUCCGAUAGAAAUUUAAUUAAUACAUAUGAAAAUUGGAAUAAACAAAUUGAUCAACAAAAAAAGACAAGUUUUAAUGAUCCACCAGGUGCACCAACCACGUAUUCAACUAAUUAUCCAAAUAUUCAAAAUGAUCUAAUGAAUCAAUCAUGGCCAACACAUCAUGAUGUAAAUAAUCAAUUCUAUCUAAUGACAACAUCAUCUAAUAUGUCGUAUGACCCUAAUCACUAUGCUCAUACUCAAAUGCAAAGUACAUCUAUUAAUCAAGGUCAACAAGUUAUUUCUGAUGAACGACCAUCAAAAAAGGUACAAUUUGCUCGUCCUAUUCAACAAGGAGCACCAUCUAAAAGUCUCUUAACUAGUACACAAUCAUGGCAUGAUCCAAGUAUUACAACUAAUGAUUUAUCCGUUUCCAUAACACGACAAGAUCUAUUAUCAAAUAGGCAACCAGCACAUCGAUCACAAUUAGCUGUAUCAAAUACAUCAUCAGCUCAUCCAACUGUACAAAAACCUAUUUAUGUUGGUAUUGAUCAUAAAGCAACAUUAGCCGAACGUGGUCAAAGAACUGCAAAUCAACAUCAUCAUAAAGAUAAUGAUAAAAAUAAUAUCGAAUCAAUAAAUUCUUCUACAAAUAAUCAUAGAACACGUUCUCAUAAACAUCAUCAACAUAAAUAUCAAGAAUUGAAUGGUUUAUCAACUGCUAAAGUCAAUAUUCAAUCGAAUAAAACUAUAGAACCUUUACAAGGUAAAUUAUUUGGUACACAUCGUAUAUUAACAACAACAUCAACAUCAACAGUAAUACCAAAUAAAUCAAUACAACAUAAUGAACAAUCUAUAUUUAAUGAAAAUGAUAUGCAAGUAUCAAAAACAAGACACAAUCGUCAAUUACAAUCUCAACAUUUAGAACAACAAUCAUUGAUUGAUAAUGAAACAAAACAAUCAAGAAAUAGAGGAAAUCAUUCACAACAAAAACAACAAUCACGUGUAUCUAAUAAUCGAAAUAAUUCACCUUUACGUACAGAAUCAAUACGACGAAAUGAAAAUAAACAUGAAAGUACACCAAUUAGGAGAAUUUCUCUAUCACCACAAAGACAGCUACAACGACAAAAAUCAUCAACAAUACCUUCAACAGGCACUACUUCAACAAAUAUUACUCGAACACGUGUAUAA